AUGGGUCUUGCACAAGAAGCCGCCCGUGUGGCCGCCGAGUUUGAGUACUCGGAUGCCCAGGUCAACAAGGCCGUCAAGGAGUUCAUCCGCCAGAUGGACAGNGGUCUCUACAUGGCUGUCGACCUCGGUGGCACCAACUUCCGCGUCUGCUCCAUCGACCUCCACGGUGACAGCACCUUCUCCCUCACUCAAUCAAAGGUUGCCAUUCCCCGCGAGCUCAUGGUUGCCCAGACCAGCAAGGAACUCUUUUCUUUCCUCGCAAAGCAGAUUGCUAGUUUCCUGCAAACCCACCACGGCGAACACUACCACGCUACCAUCCGCAGACGCGCCACCAUCCACUCCGAGAGCGGCUUCAGAGAGCAGGAGAUCUUCAACCUGGGCUUCACCUUCUCCUUCCCCGUGGAACAGGUCGGAAUCAACAAGGGUACCUUGAUCCGCUGGACAAAGGGCUUCGAUAUCGCCGAUGCUGUUGGCAAGGAUGUCUGCAAGCUUCUCCAAGACGAGAUUGAUGCUCUGCACCUGCCUGUCCGCGUCGCUGCCCUGGUCAACGACACCGUCGGAACUCUCAUGGCUCGUUCAUACACUUCCCCUGGCAAGACCGGCACUCUUUUGGGUGCCAUCUUCGGUACCGGUACCAACGGUGCCUACGUCGAGAAGCUCGACAAGGUCAAGAAGCUCGAUUCCAACAGCUCUGAUGUCGACAAGACCACUGGUGAGAUGAUCAUCAAUACUGAGUGGGGUUCAUUCGACAACCAGCUCUCCGUCCUCCCCAACACUCCUUACGACAACUCGUUGGACAAGGAGACUCCCAACCCCGGUAUCCAGAUGUUCGAGAAGCGCAUCUCCGGUAUGUUCUUGGGUGAGAUCCUCCGUCUGGCCAUCGUCGAUCUGGUCAAGGAGCGCAAGACUGGCCUUUUCAGCGACGACAACAGCAGCAGCAACGACGUUCACAGCACUACUUGCCUCGAUGAGAGCAGUCCUCUGUGGCAACCCUGGGGUCUUGACACUAGCUUCCUGUCCAUCGCUCACGGCGAUAACAGCAAUGGCCUCAAGGUGACCCGCCAGACCUUGGACAAGGACUAUGGAGUCCAAGCUGCCAGCGCUGAGGAUGCCGAGGCCGUCAAGCUUAUCGCUGCCGCCAUCGGUAAGCGUGCCGCCCGUCUGUCUGCUGUUGCCAUUGCCGCCAUCGUUCUCGCAACCGACAAGCUCUCAUCACCCAAGGACGUUGCCACAGCCGAUGACACAACCGUCAACGAGGACGAGAUGGUCGAUGUGGGUGUUGACGGCUCGCUCGUCGAGUUCUACCCCGGCUUCGAGGAGUACAUUAGAGAGGCUCUUCAGCAAAUCGAGGGCAUCGGCAAGCACGGCGAGAAGCGUAUUCGCAUCGGUAUCGCUAAGGACGGUAGCGGUGUCGGAGCUGCUUUGAUCGCUCUUGUUGCCGACAAGCUGGCCAAGCAGGAGCAGCUCAAGGAGUACGACUAG
Molecule: messenger RNA, 1482 nt
Organism: Aureobasidium uvarum
Lineage: Eukaryota; Fungi; Ascomycota; Dothideomycetes; Dothideales; Saccotheciaceae
Source: the annotation of a GenBank genome assembly